This is a messenger RNA of Aedes albopictus (Asian tiger mosquito), 1173 nucleotides long. Its product is annotated as 3'(2'),5'-bisphosphate nucleotidase 1. Gene Ontology annotation, biological process: phosphatidylinositol phosphate biosynthetic process. Gene Ontology annotation, molecular function: 3'(2'),5'-bisphosphate nucleotidase activity. The record is from RefSeq and is a predicted model, not a curated record. Bases 149 to 1096 code for a protein of 315 amino acids. The transcript is spliced from 2 exons. Lineage: Eukaryota; Metazoa; Arthropoda; Insecta; Diptera; Culicidae.
GUCUCUCUUUGCACCGUCAGCCAGUCAGUAAGUUGGUGUCAGUCGCUGGUGUUAUCUCCGUGCCAGUGGACGAGUCUCGGGGCGCAUCGCACUUUCCAACGCAAGAUAACAGUUCAUAGUCACCUCGUCCGAACCGAAAGGACAAAAAAUGGCUAGUGCGACAGCUGCAGCGGCCGCCGCCCCGCUGAUGAUGCGGAUAGUGGCCAGCUCGAUCCAGAUUGCGGGCCGCGCCGGCCGGAUCAUCCGGGACGUGAUGGCCAAGGGGGACCUCGGAAUCGUCGAGAAGGGUAAGGAUGACCUGCAAACCGAGGCGGAUCGAUCGGCCCAGCGCUGCAUAAUGGCCUCGCUGGCGCGACUGUUUCCCAACGUUACCAUCAUCGGGGAAGAGGGGAACAGCGAUUUGAAGGUACCAGAAGACUGGUUGGUCUCGGAAAUGAACAGCGAGUUUCUCGAGCGAAACGUUUGCCCGGAUGGACUGAAACAGGUGAAGGAAUCGGACUUGGUCAUUUGGGUAGAUCCACUGGACGGAACCAGUGAGUACACGCAGGGAUUCCUGGAGCGGGUGACAGUGCUGAUUGGAAUCUCUGUAAAUGACCGCGCCGUGGGAGGAGUCAUACAUCAACCGUACUUUAAAACUGACAACGGAUCGUUGGGACGAACCAUUUGGGGGGUCAAAGGAAUCGGGGCAGGAGGAUUCAAUCCCGUUAAACCUCCCUCGGAUCGGUUCAUCGUGACGACCACCAGAUCCCAUUCCAAUGCGUUAGUUCAGUCAGCACUGGAUGCCCUUUCCCCGGACGAAGUCCUUCGAGUCGGAGGAGCUGGCUACAAGGUCCUGCAGCUGCUUGAAGGAAAUGCCCACGCUUACGUAUUUGCAAGCGCAGGCUGCAAGAAAUGGGACACCUGUGCCCCAGAAGCCGUACUAGAAGCACAAGGAGGAAUGCUGACCGACAUCCUCGGUCGACAUUACGCCUAUGGCAAAGACGUCAGUUUUCCGAAUGCUUGUGGGGUACUCGGAACUGCUAGUGGAAUUUCACACCAGGACAUACUAGGUAAGUUACCGGACGCUGUGAAAGAGGCUAUGAAUAAAACACAAUAGAUCCAUUCCCUAUAGUUGCACUGUAGCCGUUUAUUUAAAUUAAAACCACUCAGAGCUCCACUGAAAGCUACUGCACA